Molecule: messenger RNA, 576 nt
Organism: Saxophila tyrrhenica
Lineage: Eukaryota; Fungi; Ascomycota; Dothideomycetes; Mycosphaerellales; Extremaceae
Exons: 1
Coding region: 1-576 (191 amino acids)
Biological process (GO): mitochondrial translational termination
Cellular component (GO): mitochondrial large ribosomal subunit
Molecular function (GO): peptidyl-tRNA hydrolase activity; translation release factor activity, codon nonspecific
Source: RefSeq, a predicted model, not a curated record
AUGCUUCGCUAUCUGAGACCUCUCCGAAGCGUCACCACUCCUCCAACAUGGCGCCUCGUUCGCUCCUUCGCCCACCGCGGCCCCACGGACGGCGCAGAUGAAGAAGACAUCAAAGCCGCCCGCCACUUCCUCGCCAACCUCGACGCCGACACCAUCCGCCGCAACGCCCCGCACGACGUCUCCUUCUCCCGCUCCUCCGGCCCCGGCGGCCAGAACGUCAACAAAGUCUCCUCCAAAGCCACCCUGCGCAUCUCUCUCCCGAGUCUGCUCCCGCUCCUCCCCAAGCUACUCCACCCACACAUCGUUUCCUCCCGGUACCACGCGGCCAAAACGUCGGACGUGGUGAUUCAGGCGGAUGAUUCGAGGAAGCAGACGGAUAAUGUGAUUAGCUGUUUUCGCCGGCUGCAUGAGUUGAUUGUGGAGGCGGGGAGGGCGAGCGUGCCGGGGGAGACGAGCGAGGCGACGAGUAAGCGGGUCGAGGGGCUGCAGAAGGCGGAGAAGGCGCAGAGGAGGAAGGCGAAGGAGUUUCAGAGUAAGAAGAAGGGGGCGCGGAGGGGAGGGGGAGAUGAGCGGUGA